This is a messenger RNA of Schistocerca americana (American grasshopper), 4219 nucleotides long. It is a transcript of the gene Ssdp, whose product is annotated as single-stranded DNA-binding protein 3. The coding region runs from base 150 to 1598 and encodes 482 amino acids. The transcript is spliced from 17 exons. The record is from RefSeq and is a predicted model, not a curated record. Lineage: Eukaryota; Metazoa; Arthropoda; Insecta; Orthoptera; Acrididae. Gene Ontology annotation, biological process: positive regulation of transcription by RNA polymerase II. Gene Ontology annotation, molecular function: single-stranded DNA binding; protein binding. Gene Ontology annotation, cellular component: nucleus.
CAAAGCGUAGUGGCGAAGCUCCUCCUGCCAAAUGUGCAGCAGAGCCAAUCAGGGGUUCAGAGUUGACAGGUCUUUCGACGUUGCCAUGGUCACCGGGUCACUGCAGGCCCUCGUAGUCUGACAGGUGCGUGACAGUUGAAGUCUGCAAUAUGUACGCGAAAGGGAAGGGCUCGACAGUACCGUCAGACGCACAGGCUCGUGAAAAGUUAGCUCUUUACGUGUACGAGUAUCUGCUUCAUGUUGGUGCGCAGAAGGCGGCUCAAACGUUUCUGUCAGAGAUCCGAUGGGAGAAAAACAUAACGCUAGGCGAACCUCCUGGGUUUCUGCAUUCGUGGUGGUGUGUAUUUUGGGAUCUGUAUUGUGCGGCGCCAGAACGGAGGGAUACUUGCGAGCAUUCCAGCGAAGCGAAGGCGUUCCAUGACUAUGGUUUCGUAAACUCCGGUUAUGGUGUCAACGGUAUUGCACACGUGAGUAUGAACGCGGGCCCCGCGCCGAGUCCGCUGGGGCAGAUGCCUCCCAACGACGGGAUGCCUGGUGGGCCGAUGCCGCCCGGCUUCUUCCCAAACUCGACCAUGAGGCCAUCACCGCCGACGCAUCCGUCUUCACAGCCGUCCCCUCACCCCCAGCCCCCACCCCCGCAUAGUCAAAUGAUGUCCGGCCAGCCAUUCAUGGGCCCUCGCUACCCUGCAGGACCUCGUCCUGGUGUCCGGAUGCCUCAGCUUGGAAAUGAAUUUAAUGGGCCUCCUGGACAACCCAUGCUGCCAAACAGUAUGGAUCCAUCACGGCAAGGUGAAGGCGGAGAAUUUGUAGGUUGGCAAGGUCCACCAGGCAUGAGUCCUAUGAAUCCUCGAAUGAACCCACCGAGGGGACCUGCGAUGGGCCCGAUGGGUCCUGGUUCAUAUGGCCCAGGCAUGCGUGGACCACCUCCAACUGGUACAUUGGGCCCCGGAGGCCCCGGUGGUCCAGGACCAGGUGGCCCAGCAGGACCUGGUAUGCCACCUAUGUCAAUGGCGGGACCGGGAGGACGACCUCAGUGGCAGCCCAAUACAUCUACACCAAUGAAUUAUUCCUCUUCAUCUCCUGGAAAUUAUGGGGGACCACCUGGUUCUGCAGGACCCCCAGGACCAGGAACUCCUAUAAUGCCUAGCCCACAAGGUUCUGUGGGUCCCUAUUCCCCUGCUAGUCACCGAAUGCCCACUCCCAGUCCUGUGACGAGACAAGAUUCUUCAAAUUCUGGUGGUGAGAACAUGUAUACAAUGAUGAAGUCUGUCCCCGGUGGAAAUAUACCAGGUGAUUUCCCUAUGGCCACUGGUCCUGAGGGUGGCCCAAUGGGACCAAUGGGACCUAAUACCAUGGGGCCAGUUAUGAAUGGUGAUGGCCUGGAUGGAAUGAAGAACUCCCCAGCCAAUGGUGGUCCUGGCACACCACGAGAAGACAGCGGAAGUGGGAUGGGAGACUACAACUUGGGGGGCUUUGGGGGACCUGGGGAAAAUGACCAAACUGAAUCAGCCGCCAUUCUGAAAAUUAAGGAAAGCAUGCAGGAAGAAGCCAAGAGGUUUGAAAAAGACUCCGACCAUCCGGAUUAUUUCAUGCAAUAACACCCCGUCCCAGGCCCAUUCCUCAAACCUUUUGUGGUCCCAACAAAUUUCCUUUCCUGUUAGUCUCCUAGUACCUUACCAUAUCCCACAUCAAGCAAGCAUCCUAGUCCUUUCCAGUUCCAGGACCUGCAGUCAGACAGAGGAUCAGCUUGUUGUAAAAUCAGAUUGCAGUCUGUAAUGUUGUAACUUUAAUCCUUAUUCAGACACAAAAAUGUACAUGCUGGCUGAAUUCUAUAUUGACAGCAAAAAUUUGCUUAUGUUGUGGUUUCUCUUAAACUUCUUUGAAAUGGAAAUUAUGUUGUGAAGAAAAAAAAGUUAUACAUCAGUCUUGUAGCAUGUUCCUAAAGCUAGCAGUAAGGCUGGCAAUCUGAUUGAGUGGGUUAUUUCAUGCAGUGUGAAUGAUGAAACGAAAGUAAGUGUUAAAAUAACUUUUCGUCUGUGUGUUUUUCGUGUCUAGUAUUGAUGGGUGUGUGAUAUUUUGUGUGUCUAGUGGUAAACUCACGCUAUGUACUGUUGAACAGUGAGGAGCUUACUUGGAUAUAAGAACAAUAGUAAAGUAUUACUCGCUCCAUGCGUCUAUUAGCUCUAUAUGUCUAAUUCGCUCCAUGACUCUAAAUUCACUCUGUGCGUCUAAUUCGCUCCAUGAAUCUGAAUUCACUAUGCGAGUCUAAUUUGCUCCAUGACUGUAAAUUCGCUCCACGAGUCUAAUUCGUUCCACGAGUGUAAUUCACUCCACAAAUCUAAUUCCAUAUCCUUUCAACUUUGCCAUAAAUCCUACUAAUUUCACUCAUAAACUGUAAAGCCCAAUAAAUAGAUCCAAUUGCAUUAUAUUGUCAAAAAUAAAUAGAUUUUAAUUUCAUACAUGGGGCUCUAUACAAGAAAUUAAAAUUUUAUAUUAUUUGUACUAUAACAGACUAUCUCUUAAAGGAACACAUUACUGUUGUGAGUCAUCUACACCACUCCAUCAAAUUUAAUCUUGUUUCAGCUACCCUUUUAUGGUACUGUUGUAAAUUUGUGAAAAUUGUCUAUGUACAUUUUUAUGCAAGAUUCAACCCUCUGACACUUUUAUAUCACUGAGGCCCUUUGCAGAUAAUGUUAGUUUAGAAUAAAAUAUAAGAUUGUGAAAUAUCAUAAUUAUUUUAGUCUCCCUUAUAGUGGAUGUGGUACUGCCUAUGUGUUUGCUGUUGCCAUUAUCGGUAAAGAUUUUCCACUAAAAUUUAAUACGUCAUAUAAGAUGAAGUUGCUAAUUAAGUACCAUGUAAUUGUUUUUUGCAAUAUUUAUAUGUGGAAUUCGUUUAGGCUAAAAUCUGUUGGGUUCAUGCAGAAAUGUCAAGUAACACAGGCAUCAUCUGAAGAGUACAUGUAUUGCUCCAGUAAUCCGCAUGUAUUUAUGUAGAUUUUUGUAACAAUAGGUUCCUCUCAAAUAAAAAAAAAAAAAAUUAAGGUUGUUACAAGAGAAUGGAAAAUCUGUCUGAAAGGGAGAAGUUACUGAAUAAAUUAAGGUUACUAUUAGGCAAGAUGGAAAUGAUUCUUCAUUAAAUUGUUAAUAAUUGUCAUAUAUCCAAAUAGCCGUGACAGUUCAGUAUUUAUAAAGUAUGUGUUAAAUUGUUUAAUUAUGUUAGGGUAUUUCUGUCUUGCCAGGAGGACAUAGUUUUUAAAAAAUGUGUGCAAUGUAAAUAUUUAUGAAUGUAUUUUUUUCCUUUUAAUUGUAGCAUCUGAAUGUGAACUAACCAGUCUGUUUUAUUGUAAAUAAAUGAUUGUUUCUUCACAUAGUGAGUGGAGCAGCUCACAAAUUCAGUUCUUAACUUCCAUUGUACUUAGAGCUGCUUUAUAUACUCUCAAAGAUUCAACCUUUGUACAGUAUAUGAAAGGAACAGUGCGUGGAAUUGUAGUAUUUGUUCCCCAGAUUAUGAGUCAUGUGGUCUUGCCAGUUUAGUUAUACUAAAAAAAUAAAAAUAAAUAUAAUCUAUGUGGUGUGCCCUUUGUGAAAACAUCCAUCACAACAGAUGUAAAGAAAACAGUGUGUGCAAACCCAAAUUCAAUAAGUAUUUGUCAUUUUUUUUGUGUGUGUGUGUGUGUGUGUGUGUGUGUGUGUGUGUGUGUGUGUGUGUGUGAUAGAGAUAGAGAGAGAGAGAGAGAGAGAGAGUGUGUGUGUGUGUGUGUGUGUGUGUCUGUGUGUGCGUGCGUGCUGACCCCACAUUCAUUGAGUAUUUGUACAUCAUAUCAUACUGCGUCAGACCUGCAUUGUAACUAACACAAAAUGUAAUAGCCUUUGCUCAAGUUUGCCCAUUACUUUUUGUGAAGCAUUGGUGUUUGUUAAAUAUUUUUUUAGUCCUCUGAUUAUGACUGCGUGAUACACUCCAUUUUUAUCUGUUUUGCGUUAUGUUUUAUUUAAUGUUGUUCACACUUUAUAGUAUCUUCGAUGUGUAAAUAAUAGAGGCAUGUAUUAUGAUGUAAAUUAUCGGUGUCGCUGCUACUGUAUAUGUUUGUUUCACUUCCCUUUUGUUAAUAUUGUUAUUAAAAGAUAAGAUUCAGGCAGGGAAACAGUUUCUGAGUUCUACACACACACUUGUCACUGUACCUGUGGCCAUCAAAUAUAAUGCAACACAUUUGAGUUAUUA